Penicillium manginii is the source of this 1245-nucleotide messenger RNA. RefSeq names its product putative proline-rich, actin-associated protein Vrp1. Lineage: Eukaryota; Fungi; Ascomycota; Eurotiomycetes; Eurotiales; Aspergillaceae. The coding region runs from base 1 to 1245 and encodes 414 amino acids. The record is from RefSeq and is a predicted model, not a curated record. Gene Ontology annotation, molecular function: actin binding. The transcript has 2 exons.
AUGCCUCCCCCCCCUCCUCCUCCUCCCCCUCCGCCGCCGCCUGGGGGGGGCGCACUCUUAUCUGAUAUCCACAAAGGCACCCGGUUGAAGAAGGCAGUCACCAAUGAUCGAUCAGCCCCAGUAGUUGGGAAAUCCGGGGGAGGCUCUGGAGGCGCCCCUGUUGGUGCUGCACCGCCAGUUCCCGGGGGUAUGAAGGUUCCGUCUGGGCUUGCACCUCCUGUCCCAUCGCCAGCCGCCGCCAACAGAUUACGAAGCAACAGUGAAGGAUUAUCAGGAACAGAUGGAGGCUCAGGGUCACCAGCGGCUCAACUCGGAGGUCUCUUCGCUGGCGGUAUGCCCAAAUUGCGCAGCCGUGGAGGAGUUGAUACUGGCGCCAAUCGAUCAGACUCGCCAUACAAAUCUGACUCGGAAAGCACGCGAGCACCUGUUGCUACACCUCCCAGACCUCCGGGGGCGCCGAAGCUUCCUGGGGCACGCCCACCACCUCCACCACCUUCAUCAGAACCUCCGAUCAAUCCGUUGGUCGCUAGUUUGAAGAAACCUCCCCCACGACCUGCCUCUAGGCCGUCGUCCACCAUCUCUGCAGCAUCUACAAGAACAGUCCCCGAGGCUCCUCCCCCACGAGCUCCUCCACCACCUCCUGGAGGAAUUAGAGCCCCGCCAGCACCACCGCCCCCUGCAUCUCGAAAGCCUUCUGGUCCACCGCCACCUCCUCCGGCAUCAUCAAGCCCGGCACCUCCUCCUCCUCCACCUCCCCCAUCUGCUCCUGCUGCUGGUCGCGCUCCUCCCCCGCCACCAUCAGCGCCUGGGCGACCAACCCCUGCUCCACCUCCCAGUGCUGCACCAUCUAUUGCUGCUCAAGCCGCUCGCACUGCUCUGGGUAGUCCCAGUCCUCCAUCCGCUCCCCCUCCUCCUCCCUCAGCCGCCCCUGCAGCUCCGCCUCCACCUCCACCUUCAUUUGAAGCUCCAUCUCGACCAUCACCUGUUCCUUCCCGCCCAGUUUCACAAGAACCGCAUGCUGCACUGGACCCCAGUGCCUAUACUCUGACCAAUGGUGGAUCAUCUCCUGCUUAUAACUCACGAAAUUCUUCUACACACGGCUCGGCCCAAAUAGAAGAUCCUCGAUUCAAAUUCCAGAGUGAUGGAUUGCUCUCCAAGCCCCGGCCAUUCAGCGGCGGGGAGCGCAGAUACCGUGCUGGCCGAGGCAGCAGUGUGCCCUUGGAUCUGAAAGCAUUGAGUGGCUGA